Diprion similis is the source of this 786-nucleotide messenger RNA. It is a transcript of the gene Atg12, whose product is annotated as autophagy protein 12-like. Gene Ontology annotation, biological process: autophagy of mitochondrion; nucleophagy; autophagosome assembly. NCBI's taxonomy places the organism in Eukaryota, Metazoa, Arthropoda, Insecta, Hymenoptera, Diprionidae. Gene Ontology annotation, cellular component: phagophore assembly site membrane; cytoplasm; Atg12-Atg5-Atg16 complex. The record is from RefSeq and is a predicted model, not a curated record. Bases 206 to 643 code for a protein of 145 amino acids. The transcript has 5 exons.
UUUUUAGAUAACCGCGAUCAGCUUAGUCAGGCGAGUUUGAUUUGGUUAGGAUUCGAGGGUGUGAGAGGCGAAGACCUGACGUGUCAACGGAUAUUUCCAAGUGGAAUAAUUGUCACAAUUAUGUGAAAACACGAGGUGCUUGCGAAAAAAAGCACCCAACAUCAACAAACGUCUGUUCACAUUUGCUCUUUGAGGCUCGAUCGAAAUGGCCGAUAACGAAGAGGACAGUCUGCCGGCAGUCGAGGUACCGGAGAGCGGGGAUCUCGCAGGAGACGCACCAAGCGAGAGCGAUGCUCUGCAUAGUCUGGAACCGGUUUCUUCGGACACAAAUUUAGGACCGAGCGAUCAGUCCCAAACAGUGGCGAACAAGGAUUUGGCUAAAAUUGACGUCUACUUGAAGGCGACAGGCAACGCGCCGAUCAUGAAGAGAAAGAAAUGGACCGUCAGUCAGGAUCAGCACAUCGGCUGGAUAGCAGAGUUCAUUAAAAAAUACCUGAAACUCGACCCGAACGAGAGAUUGUUCCUGUACAUUAAUCAAACGUUCGCACCAGCACCAGACCAGACUGUAAAAAAUCUGUACGAUUGCUACGGUAUCGAUGGAAAGUUAGUAAUUCAUUACUGCAAAUCUCACGCCUGGGGAUGAACUUUGUUCUGAGCAUUUCUAAGAAGAAGCUAACAUCGAAAUGAUGGGACUUUUGAGUAGCAGCCAACCAUCACCGGAGUUCUGACUGGCUCCAUGAACUCCAUAUUAUGAUAAAAGUUUAGCCUGGGUGAGAAAGAAGAAAG